Penicillium pulvis is the source of this 273-nucleotide messenger RNA. RefSeq lists its product as uncharacterized. The transcript is spliced from 2 exons. Bases 1 to 273 code for a protein of 90 amino acids. Lineage: Eukaryota; Fungi; Ascomycota; Eurotiomycetes; Eurotiales; Aspergillaceae. The record is from RefSeq and is a predicted model, not a curated record.
AUGAAGGUCUUCUUUAUUUCUCUGGCUCUUGCUUCCUCUGCCAUCGCGGCGUCCAUCGCCAGAGCCAGCACCACCUGCGAAAGUAACCAGGUUGUUGUUUGCAGUGGCAAUGGCAAUGCCGGCCUUAUCUCCCUGGGUAAUAUCGCCCCGGGCCUGCUCGGGGAGAGUUGCUCUGGCGGGGAUGUCUACUGCUGCUCCGAAAAAGACGUCGAACAGUAUGGUCUUAUAAACCUAAACCUGAAUGUCCAAUGCAGCCUGAAUCGUGUUCUGUGA